This is a messenger RNA of Strigops habroptila (Kakapo), 2752 nucleotides long. It is a transcript of the gene GSS, whose product is annotated as glutathione synthetase. The record is from RefSeq and is a predicted model, not a curated record. The transcript is spliced from 13 exons. Gene Ontology annotation, molecular function: glutathione synthase activity; glutathione binding; ATP binding. Gene Ontology annotation, cellular component: cytosol. Gene Ontology annotation, biological process: glutathione biosynthetic process. Bases 62 to 1486 code for a protein of 474 amino acids. NCBI's taxonomy places the organism in Eukaryota, Metazoa, Chordata, Aves, Psittaciformes, Psittacidae.
GGCAGAGCUGUCCAAUCGCGUGCUGCGGCGGCGGCCCGCAGCGCUGGGGACAGCGCCGGCCAUGGCUGCGCCCUGGGAGGACGUGCUGCGGGACAGACCGGCCAUCCGGGAAGCCGCGGCGGUGGCCGUGGACGCGGCGCUGCUGGAGGGCGUGUUGAUGCGGACCGAGGGGCAGCCCAACGCCUCCGAUGUGGUGAAUUUCGCUCCCUUCACGCUGCUCCCUUCUGCAGUCCCCAGUGCCCUGUUUGAGCAAGCGUACGCUGUUCAGCAAGACUUUAACAUGCUGGUGGAUGCUAUUAGUCAAAACAAGGAGUUCCUGGAGCACACUCUGGCCAGCACCAUCAAGGUGGAUGACUUCACAGCUCGGCUCUUCAGGAUCCACACGCAAGUCCUGGAGGAAGGCUUGGCUCAGUCUGUGUUUUUAGGCAUAAACCGCUCUGAUUACAUGUUUGACUGUGGGGUGGAUGGGACACCAGCUCUGAAGCAGAUAGAAAUAAACACCAUUGCUGCCAGCUUUGGAGGCCUCACCUCCCGCACUGUGGCGGUCCAUGGGCAGGUGUUGAAAGUGCUGGGAAAGCCUCAGGAGGCAUCACGUCUGCUGCCCAACAACCCAUCCAGAGGCCUUGCCUUGGGUAUUGCCAAAGCCUGGGAGCUCUAUGGCUCUCCAAGUGCUGUGGUGAUGUUUCUGGUGGAGGAAGUCCAGAGGAACAUUUUUGAUCAGCGAUGUGUAGAAAAUGAGCUUUGGAACAGGAACAUUCGGGUCAUCAGGAAGCGAUUCAGGGAUGUGUUUGAGAAGGGCUCUCUGGAUGAGGCUAGGAGGCUGUAUAUGGACGGGCAGGAGGUAGCGGUGGUGUACUACAGAGAGGGCUACGUGCCAAGCAACUACGACCAGCAGAACUGGGAGGCUCGGCUGCUGCUGGAGAGGUCCCGGGCAGUGAAGUGCCCUGACAUUGCCACCCAGCUGGCGGGCACCAAGAAGGUGCAGCAGGAGCUGAGCCGCCCGGGGACGCUGGAGAGGCUGCUGCCCGGCCACGCAGAGGCUGUCGCGAGGAUCAGAGCAACCUUCGCUGGGCUCUACUCCCUGGACACGGGUGCAGAGGGGGACAGGGUGGCUGCUAUGGCGAUCGCUGACCCCGACCGCUUCGUGCUGAAGCCGCAGCGAGAAGGUGGAGGGAACAACCUCUAUGGUGAAGAGCUCAGGCAGGUUCUGGAGAAGAUCAGAGACAGCCCUGAGAGAAACUCCUACAUCCUGAUGGAUAAGAUCAAGCCACGGCCAGCCAGGAAUUACCUGCUGAGGGCUCACAGCCCCCUGCAAGUGUCCGAGUGCAUCUCAGAGCUGGGGAUUUUUGGUGUCUAUAUCAGACGGGGCUCGGAGCUGGUGCUGAACGAGGCCGCGGGGCACCUCCUGCGCACGAAGGCGGUGGAGCACGCAGACGGGGGGGUGGCGGCGGGGGUGGCUGUGCUGGACACCCCCUUCCUGGUGUGAGGAUGUGACCCCAUCCCGCUGCUGCCUCAGGAGCUGAGCUGCCCCACGCUGUUCUCCUUCGGGUGCGCUUGCCAAGGCCUGAGCUGCUGGCGAUGGUGAGGAGGGGCUGGGAGGACACCGCUGCUCAGAUGCCCCAUGGACCAGCCCCAGCUUCCCUGAAGGACGAAGGGGCUCAUGUCCCUGCCCCUGCCCAUCCCACCCGUGGCCUCCCAGGACAGCACAGCUCUGGCUGUCCCGUGGGGGCUACAGCAGACACUCGUGCUGCUCCUGGUUGUGUGCUCUGUGAUGCUGUUGUUUCUGGAGACACAAACCCAAAGCACAGGGAAGGGGAGGAGAAGGGGGGAUGUGUCAGCACAAGCUUUCAUCUGUGGGAUUCAUUGCCAGGCCCCUCCAGCCCUGCUGCAGGUGCUGCUGCUGCCCCAAUUCCUACUCUUCCCUGUGCCGAGGCCUCUCAGUGUUCCUGACAAGGGACACGUGCCCUGGUGGGAUUUGUCCAGGAGCCUCUUGCUUGCUUUUGCUUUGCCCACCUCCUGCUGGGUGCUCAUCCCAAAGCGUGCCCCUGUGCCACACGAGGCCAGCAGCAGUGCAGGCUGCCUCUGAGACCCCCAGUGAUGAUGGAGCCUUUAGUCACUGUGUCCAUAAUCCCUGAAUCCCCAGUGCAUCCCACUGCAAGUCCCGCACUGGGCAGCUCCUGCCUGGGCUGCUGCAGCACAUACAGCCCAAGAGGGUGUCAGGGAGCCCCAACCUCAGUAAAUGGUCCUGUGGGACCAUGGGGUGGGCUGAGAGUGGGAGCUUUGUGCUGAGGAAGCAAAGGAACUGCAGGAGAGGCUGAGGGGGGCCAGUGCUUCCCUCUGGGACCAGCACCAGCGCAGGGCAAGACGUGUCACCCUCCAGGUUCCAUGGGUUGGGAACAGCGCAGCAGUGCAGGGAUGUGGGUGCAGCCUCUCCUUCCCAAGCUCUUUUCCUCCAGCCCCUCUUCCUCCUCAGCUGAGCAGUUCAGAGGGAAGCAAUCCCAAUGCACCUUUCCGGCAGUGCCUUGGUUGAAGCAGCCUCAGCUCUACCCUCGUGGUGACACCAGAGCAGCAGAUUAAAGCCUCUGCUCCUGAGGCCUGACUGUGCUGAGCGCCAGCGCAGCACUGCUGCUGUCACUGCACCUCAGUGGUCCCUCCUGCCUGCGAGGGGGAGCGCUUCGACAUUCCCGGGGGUUGUGGCACUGGGGGGGUUGAUUGCCCCCAGCCACAGAUUAAAACAUGAUGUGCAAUCCGA